GAUAGAUGAGACCACGCUAGCACCAUGCCAGAUGAGACCUGCAGCUUGGACCAAUGUCGAGGCAUGCAUCUGAGUAUCGUCGACACGCUUGCUUUGACAAGUUGAAGUCUUUGGUUUCGUCCUGUUGCAGCGCUCUACUUAUUCAUUCAGAUGGCAAGGCAUCAGCUGCCGAAAGCAGCCAGCAAGCAGAGCAUGAAGAUAGUGCUGCUUGGUGAAGGGCGGGUUGGGAAGACUUCUCUGAUGGCUCGUUUCGUACACAACAGCUUCAAGGAGGACCAGCAGGCCACCAUCCAGGCAGCUUUCAUGUCACGUCAGUUGCAAAUAGACUCUCAACAGGUGGAAGUGGCUCUGUGGGACACAGCUGGGCAGGAGAGGUUCCACAGCCUGGCUCCCCUCUACUACCGCGAUGCAGAUGCAGCAUUGCUGGUGUAUGACAUCACAGACCGGGACACACUGGAACGGGUCAGGCACUGGGUGAAAGAGCUGAGGACCAUGGUGGGGGAUGACAUAGUGCUGACGAUACUGGGCAACAAGAGCGACCUGGCCCGAGAGCGUACAGUGCCGGAGGAGGAGGCUGCAGAAUUUGCGCAGUCCAUUGGGGCGCAGCAUGUGAGCGUGUCAGCCAAGACAGGCCAAGGCAUCGAGACUGCUGUCUCCAACUCAGCGCAGAAGGUCCUGGCUAGCAGGAAGCAGAGGGGGGCCAGCGCCAGACCCCCUGGCGGCACAGGUCGGCGGCCUGGGGGAAUUGUCAUAGCUGAAGGGGGUGGAGGGAGCAACAGAGGGUCAUCCUGCUGCUGACAUGCGCUGGUGUCACUUUAUGUAAGCAGCAAUAGUCAUAAUUGAUUGCAUUGUCUAUGGGACCCCUUGGCAGAUAUUAACAUCUUACAACUAGCUUUUUUACAACAGUACCGCUUUGAGUUUUGCAGCAUUCUUUCACUUGCUUGUAGAGCAAGCAUCUAGGAAUCCCCUGACUAUAAGGAUGAUGACAAUUUUUUGAAUGUGCACCCAACAGCAUGCUUUUGUCAACAGCCUUUGCCAGUUUUGUAUUUGCUUUCAGGGCAUUUGGAAGCCAUCGUUUGGUUUGCUUUCUCAAAUUACACGCAGUGAUUAACAUGUCUAUGCAAUC
Messenger RNA from Coccomyxa subellipsoidea C-169, 1126 nucleotides. RefSeq names its product ras-domain-containing protein. The transcript has 6 exons. NCBI's taxonomy places the organism in Eukaryota, Viridiplantae, Chlorophyta, Trebouxiophyceae, Coccomyxaceae. The record is from RefSeq and is a predicted model, not a curated record. Gene Ontology annotation, molecular function: GTPase activity; GTP binding. Bases 151 to 798 code for a protein of 215 amino acids.